GGAAGGGAGAAGAGAAGCGGUAAAAGGAGGCUGAUUUGAGAUGCCAAAGGGAUUAGGGCAUUGGAAGGGGUCUGGAAAUGGCAUUGGGGAUGUGGCUGGAGGUGGCGAUCGGCAAGAAAUUGUGGCCGUUGCCGUUGAUGCAGAUAAGAAUAGCCAGCAUGCCCUUAAGUGGGCUGCGGAUCAUGUUAUUCAGCGUGGCCAAAUCUUCAUCCUCCUCCAUGUUCGCAAGAAGAUCUUAACCAUUCCUACCCCUGCUGGUUUCCAAGUUCCAAUUGCUGAAGUGGAUAAGGAGAUUGCAGCUGCUUUUUAUGAACAGAUGGAUGCUCGAACCAAAGAAUUGCUUCUUCCUUUUCAAUGUUUCUGCAGUAGAAGAGGGUUGCAGAGCAAGGAAGUGAUUUUAGAAGAUACGGAUAUACCAAAGGCCAUUAUUGAUUUUCUCUGCCAGCAAAGUAUUGAUAAACUAGUAAUGGGAGCAUCAGCUAGGAAUGUGUUUGCAAGGACAUUUAAAGCAGCAGAUGUGCCGCUUUCUGUUUCUAGACUUGCUCCAGAUUUUUGUUCAAUAUAUGUUAUAUCAAAAGGGAAGAUAUCUUCUAUUCGACCGACAACUCAUCCAAAUAGCCAUCCUCCAAACAGAGCAGCACUCGGGUUUGAGGCUGUUGAAAAUCGAUUCUUAUCUAUCAAAAGUGAACCGGAUGCUGUACACCAUUCCGAACCAGCUGCUAGGUCGCUUGGAGGAAGGCCUACGAAUGUUAAGGAUUCUGGGUAUAACAACAAAAGUAAUGAAAAUAUCAUUGCUAGAGUUUCCAAGACGCAUCUUGACCAUUUCUAUCCGAGUGUAGCUUCAUGUCCAAGCCCAAGCAGAACAAGUGUUGAAAGCCAACCUAAAUAUCCAAGGAUAGAUAUCGAUCGACAAUCACGCCUUGAUGAGCAAAUGAGGGUCCCUGAUUCAAAUAAAUCUGACAAUUCCUAUUGGUCAAGUGGAUCUAGUUCUAGUGGAUAUAAUAACCAUUCAGGCUCUGCUUCCAGUGAAGAGCAUAAAAGCCCAACUUCUUUGCCUAAGCAGAUGUCCAACUACAAGAACGGAGAAAGAGCCAAUAUGCCUAUGAAAUCAAAUUCAAAUGAGAACCGAAGGCCUCAAGCAUUGCAUGAAGGACUGGCAGAGGAAAGGAAGUUAGUGACUGAAUCUAACAAGGGUGUUCCCAGUGAUAAAAGUCCUCAUCGUGGGAUUCCUGAGGAGAUAAAAAUGUUGAAUUGUUUCUCCUCCGAUGUUCGGUAUAGAAGAUAUACCGCGGAAGAGAUCAGGAUGGCAACUGGUAACUUUUCAGAUGAACUUAAGGUUGGAGAGGGAGGAUACGGGCCUGUUUUUAAAUCCUACCUUGAUCACACUCCUGUUGCAAUAAAGAUUCUUGGCUCUGAUGUCUCUCAAGGGAUGAAACAGUUCCAAAGGGAGGUGGAGGUGCUAAGCUCCAUUCGGCAUCCAAACAUGGUGCUCCUAAUGGGAGCUUGCCCUGAGUAUGGCUGUCUGGUAUAUGAAUACAUGUCGAAUGGCAGUCUCGAGGACCGCCUAUUCUGCCUCUCUAACACCGCUCCACUCCCAUGGCGCUUGCGCUUCAAGAUAGCCUCCGAGAUUGCCACUGGCCUCCAUUUCCUCCACCAAGCGAAGCCUGAACCCAUUGUCCACCGUGAUCUCAAACCAGGAAACAUACUUCUUGAUCACAACUUUGUCAGCAAGAUCGCCGAUGUUGGCCUUGCCCGCCUCAUUCCUCACACUACUGCCUCUGACUCUGCCACCCAAUACCACAUGACCGCUGCAGCUGGCACUUUCUGCUACAUUGACCCUGAGUACCAGAAGACUGGCAUGCUCGGUAUCAAAUCUGACAUCUAUGCCCUUGGCAUCAUUCUUCUGCAGCUCAUCACAGCUGCAACCCCUGUUGGGCUUGCCCACAAUGUCGAGAUGGCCAUAGAGCGGGGCAAGUUUGAGGAGGUGCUUGACCACAGUGUUCCAGAUUGGCCUUUGGAAGAAACUAGGAAGUUUGCAGACCUGGCAUUGAAAUGUGCUGAACUCAGGCGCAGAGACCGCCCCAGCUUGGCCUCUGUCAUUCUACCAGAGCUUAACCACCUCCGUGCAUUGGCUGAAUCUUCUUCUGAAGAAACAAAUUGGGUGCAACAUCAUGAACGUUCUCUGAGCUACAAGGUAACCUAGCCCUUCAAGAAAUAAGACCUGAAAACCAUGCUUGCAUGCAUGAAUGCUAGGAAAUAGGAAUUCUUUGGCACCUGUGUCAGUUUGUAAAAGCGUUGUACUUCUUUCUCUCCUUUCAAUAUCCCUAUAAACAUUUCUUUGAAGAAGGUACAGGUAACUAGGACCAGAUGAUAUUGUACUCCAAAGUUAUAGGGAUUGGUAUGCUCUUUACUUAUAAUAAACAAUUUCAUGCUGUUUGUUGUUGCAGCAAUCUGCAAGAUGUUCUAAUAUGGAGAGUGCCUUUAGAUAAUGGCACUGUCAAAGGCUUAUCCUUUUUUUAAGCACAUGAAACAACAAUUGAAGUAAACAAUG
Messenger RNA from Dioscorea cayenensis subsp. rotundata (Guinea yam), 2551 nucleotides. Its product is annotated as U-box domain-containing protein 35-like. Gene Ontology annotation, molecular function: ATP binding; protein kinase activity. Gene Ontology annotation, biological process: protein phosphorylation. Lineage: Eukaryota; Viridiplantae; Streptophyta; Magnoliopsida; Dioscoreales; Dioscoreaceae. The transcript is spliced from 8 exons. The coding region runs from base 41 to 2203 and encodes 720 amino acids. The record is from RefSeq and is a predicted model, not a curated record.